This is a messenger RNA of Rubroshorea leprosula, 1866 nucleotides long. The record is from the annotation of a GenBank genome assembly. Lineage: Eukaryota; Viridiplantae; Streptophyta; Magnoliopsida; Malvales; Dipterocarpaceae.
AUUCAUUCACCAUCAUCCUCUCUGUUAAAAUACACAGAAUCGAAGAUGGGGUCGCGAGGUUCCUCCACGGUGACGGCGGUGCUCUUUCUGGCGAUGCUCACUCUGUCGUCAGCUCUCGACAUGUCGAUCAUCUCAUACGACAAAUCGCACGCCGAUAAGUCCAGCUGGAGGACUGACGACGAGGUGAUGGCGAUGUACGAGGCGUGGCUUGUGAAGCACGGCAAGGUGUACAACGCCUUGGGGGAGAAGGAGAAGAGAUUCCAGAUUUUUAAAGAUAAUCUCAGGUUCAUCGACGAGCAUAACGCUGAGAACCAGGCCUAUCGCGUCGGGUUAAACCGGUUCGCAGAUCUGACCAACGAAGAGUACCGGGCAACGUACCUGGGCGCCAAGAAGUCCCCCAGGAAGGUCUCUAAAAGUAGUGAUCGGUACGAGCCCCGCGUCGGAGAUUCGUUGCCGGAUUCCGUCGAUUGGAGGAAGAAAGGCGCCGUGGUUGAAGUCAAGGAUCAAGGGAGCUGCGGGAGUUGCUGGGCGUUCUCCACGAUUGCGGCGGUGGAGGGGAUUAACAAAAUAGUUACAGGGGAUCUGAUCUCCCUCUCGGAGCAGGAGUUGGUGGACUGUGAUACCACGUAUAAUGAAGGAUGCAAUGGAGGUCUCAUGGACUAUGGUUUUGAAUUCAUUAUCAACAAUGGCGGUAUUGACACCGAGGAAGACUAUCCCUACGUCGCCGCUGAUGGCAGAUGUGACCAGUACAGGAAGAAUGCCAAGGUUGUUACCAUUGAUGAUUAUGAAGAUGUUCCGGAGAAUAAUGAGCAAGCACUGCAGAAGGCUGUUGCAAAUCAGCCUGUGAGUGUUGCCAUUGAAGCAGGAGGCAGGGCAUUCCAGUUUUAUGAAUCGGGUAUAUUCACUGGACGUUGUGGGACAGCCCUUGAUCAUGGUGUGACUGCAGUUGGGUAUGGAACAGAGAAUGGUAAACAUUACUGGAUUGUGAAGAACUCAUGGGGCAGCAGCUGGGGAGAGUCUGGUUACAUAAGGAUGGAGCGUAACUUGGCUGGUACUGCUACUGGCAAAUGUGGAAUUGCAAUGGAGGCCUCCUAUCCUAUCAAGACAGGCCAAAAUCCCCCCAAUCCUGGUCCUUCUCCUCCUUCUCCAGUCAAGCCUCCAACUGUUUGUGAUAGCUAUUACUCUUGUCCUGAGAGCAACACCUGCUGCUGUGCGUACGAGUAUUAUGGCUAUUGCUUUUCUUGGGGAUGCUGUCCACUUGAGGCUGCAACAUGCUGUGACGACCAUUACAGCUGCUGCCCACAUGACUACCCUGUCUGCAAUGUAAAUGAAGGCACCUGCUUGAUGAGCAAGAACAACCCAUUGAGCGUGAAGGCAUUUAAGCGCACUCCUGCAAUACCCUUCUGGGCACAUCGAAGUGAAGGGAAAAAGAGCAGCGCUUAAUCACAACCUUGGGCUACUAAGCAGUGGAUAAGACAGAGAAUGAAAGAAGCUUGACAUUUGCUCAAUCUGCUCCUCUGUUUUAUCACACUGCAUUCCUCCUCUCCUUUCCGCCAUUGCCCCACAACCACAGAUGGAUGGUCUAUUAAAAGUUUAGUCAGAUCAGAUGCCAACUAUGUGAAUAGCCUCCUAUUUGUCAAUGUUGCAUGUGAAACAAUAGACAGAAUGCUAUUAAUUUCUGAUAUCUUCUGUAAAUCAUAUCAUCAUUUAGCAAUGGCUUAAAUGAAUUGGUUGUCAAAAAAAUGUUGCUUGAAGUUUGCUUUUAUGCACAUACUUAGGGGGGUUCGUGGUUUGGAUGGAUCGUUUUUUUUACUAUUGUUCUAUCAAAUUCAAUUUAAUUUGAUUAAAGAAAUGUUAAAUCAAUUC